This is a messenger RNA of Lepisosteus oculatus (spotted gar), 3103 nucleotides long. The record is from RefSeq and is a predicted model, not a curated record. Lineage: Eukaryota; Metazoa; Chordata; Actinopteri; Semionotiformes; Lepisosteidae.
AUGCUAGCCACUAUCACACAGGACUACCUGAGGAUCUUGGUCUCCGUGUUUCUCCAGAAGCACCUCUAUGCUGACAGUACCAUCUUUGUGGACCUGGCCCCUCUGCUGCCCUAUGCCACUGUGCCUGAUAUCUUAUCGCUGCCCCCACUACAGGGCAAUACAGAUGUGCUGAAUAUCAUAAAUGCCAACCUGCAGAAGCUUUCUCUCGACCAGAAGAAGGCAUUUGGGAAAUGGUUCAGCUCCUCCAGCCUCUUCUUAAACACGUCUUCUAAUCCCCCGACUUUCAUCCAGGACACCGGAGAUCUGAUAGUGUACCUUCCCUUCAGCAAAUUCCAGAGUCUCUCAUCUGUGCAGAUUUUCAAUGGUCUUGACGUUCUCCUGAACAACUCCCUGAGCAGCCUGCAGAGUCAGUUUGUGGCUCAGAGCAUUCUGAAAGCAUACAGAAACCUGUCUUCUUCUGACAUUAAGAUGCUGGGGAACCUGACCUGUUUUGCGAGCACUGUCGAUUUACUGGCAUACAAAAAGAGGGAGGCCUUCGCCACGAUCCAGGAGAAUGUGAAGGAGUGUAUCCAACAGGGACUGGCGGUUCCCGGUGAAAUGAUCUCGGGGCUGUUCCUCAGUGACAGCGGGCUGCUCAAGAACACGAGCUCUCUCAGCGCGCAGCAGCUCUCGGACCUGGCGGAGCUCCUGCCCUGGCUGGGCCUGCCGUUCCUGCGCCAGCUCUCCUCAGCACAGCUGCUGGCCGCCCUCCCCGCCCUGCACACCAGCCGCUUCACACCUGCGCAGGCCUGGGAAAUUGUUGACAAGAUCUCGCAGAGCAACAGUCUGGCGGUGACCGAGCAGCUGUCGGCGCUGGGCUCUCUGAUAAGCGGUGUGCGGGUGGAGACACUGCAGUCUCUGCCAGGAGACGUAUUCCUGGCCGCUCUGCCCAACAUCACUGCCAUCCCAGCCCUCCUCAGCCCCGCCCAGACGAAUGCCAUCACCGCCAAGCUCUGGGGCUCCCAGGAGAUCUCGGGCCGGCUGGCCUCUGCGGAUUCCCUGCUGCCUUUUACAGCCCUCCUGAGUGUGAGACCCCACGCCUCCCUGCUUCUCGCCAACCUGACCACUGCCCGGAAGUGCAGCUGGAACACGCAGCAGGCCAAAGUGCUUUUUAAAGAAGCCCUGAAGACUCUGGUGAACAUGUCUACAGAUGAUUUCUUACGUCUGGGGACGGUUGUCCAGGGAACUGACUGUGGAUCUCUGAGACACCUCUUCCUCUCCCGGCCUUCCGUUUCUUCAAUCAGUACAAUCCUGACCUUUCUGAGAGAUCUCCCUGUCGACCUUCACACCUCAGUGAAAAAGUGCAUCAAUGAGGAGCUGUACAGUUUCAACUUCUUCCCGGAGCUGCUGGGGAAACUGGGCAGUCAGAUAGCUCUGGAGAUUUCAGUCAGCACCAUAAAGAACUUCCCUGUGGACAUGAUGAAUACUCUGAAGAGGAUGAUAGUGGGGGCCCCACUGUACUUUCUCCGUUUACCCAACAUCAAACAGGUCCUGCUGGUGGACAAGAUUGUACAGAGGCUGGGCAUGCACACAGGGGAGUUCUCCAAGGACGAGUUUGAAUCCCUGGGCGCCAUGGCAACCUUUGUGGUGGACGAAAUCUUUGUCCAAAUCAACCGGCAGUAUUUCGUGGAAAACAUCGAGUACAUCAGGAGCUUCUGCUUCGAUAAGAACAAGAAAGAAAUCGUAGGGAGGAUACUGCAGGAAAAUGCCACUUUUGGGCCUGUACCGAGCUGGACAUCACAGACACUGGAUCAGGUGGACAGAUUUGUUUUCUUCCUUCCCAGAGCCACUGUCCAGCAGUUGCCCCCGAUGCUGAUGACCCAAGAGAGGAUAGAGAAGUUGUUUUUGGGCCAGCAGAAGUGGGAGAGCAGUGAGUUUGGCGCCCUCUGUCAGCAGAACACAGAUGCAUCGGAUCUGCGAGCUGUUUUCGAGAGUCAGCAGUUCACACUUCAGCACUUUCUGGGCUUCCUGAGACCUGGAAAGCUCUCUAGGAUAACUCCGACUCUGGUGCCCAGCUGUGAGAGUCUGCGUGCCACCCGUCCCUCAGCCUGGAGUGUGGACAGCCUGACCAGCAUGCCUGCUGAAGCAUUUGUCAACUGCCUUGAGCUGAUUGGCCAGGAACCCUUCUUCACGCCCUAUGAGCUCACGCUGCUCCUGAACAAGGUCAAACAGAUCUACGGCCCUGCCUCCUCCUUCUCCCCCAGCGUGGUGGCCCAGCUGGGCUACCUGGCGGUCCGGCUGACAGAUGACGAGCUGAGCCGCCUGGCCCUGUCUGACCUGCGCGCUGUGUCUGCCCUGGGCCAGGUCGACACCUGGAGCCCCAGACAGCUCUCAGUGCUCUUCGGAUCCGUGCUCAAUUCUACCAAGCUAACAGCCAGCAAGCUGGACUCCAACACGCUGGUGGCACUGGGGUAUAUUGUGUGUGGGAUUAAAACUGCUGACAUGACGGCCCUCAACCCAGUGGAGUUCAGUAAGGCAGUGCUGUGGAUCGGCCGGAUAAACCUGCCCUGCUCAGAGCAGCAGCUGGGCUCACUGGUGGGCCUCCUGUCUCAGGCGGCGACGUUCGGGCCCAUCAGCUCCUGGGGCCCCGAGGUCUUCAUGGAGAUCGGCUCGGUUGCAGCAGGUAUUCCCGACAUGUCCCUGUCCUCACUGGUGAAGGAACAGAUAGAAGGAAUGACUCCGCUGGCCAUCUCACUCAUCCCCCCGGCCAAGUUCUCCGUGGUGUUCAGUCCGGACCAGAUCCGGAUGUUCUCCUAUGACCAGGCUGCAGCUGUGACCUCCAGCCAGCGCCAGGCCCUGAGCAGCAUGCAGCUCACAGCGCUGUCCAUGGUGCUGACGCCCUGGGAGGACAAGCCCGUGGACUUCAGGGGAAGGUCCACUGGACUGUCGCUGCAACCCGCCGCCUCCGUGCUGUUCCUGGGCCUGCUGUCGUUCUUCCUGUCUGGACACAGCCUGCUUCAUUGAGGCAGACCUGCGCAGCACUCAUGUGCUUGCACACACACUGGCACACACACUCAUGUGCAUGUACACACACACUAGCACACACACUCAUGUGCAUGUACAC